AUGUCCAUUCCCUCGACCCACCAGGCCUUUGUCGAGGCCGACGGCGUCAAGGUCUUCUACCGCUUUGCCAACCCGGCGGGCGUGGCCGCGGACGACGUGGCGGCCGGCCAGGAUGCGCCGACCAUCGUGCUGCUCCACGGCUUUCCCUCGUCGUCCUUUAUGUUCCGCCACCUGAUCCCGCUGCUGGCCCAGCGCGGCUACCGCGUCGUCGCCCCCGACCUGCCGUCCUUUGGCUUCACCGAGGUGCCGGCCGCGCGCAACUACGAGUACACGUUUGCGAGCCUGGCCACCACGUUUGGCGCGUUUGUCGAGGCGCUGCAGCUGGCGGCCGACAAUCGCCAGUUUGCCGCCUACAUCUUUGACUACGGCGCGCCGACGCUGUUCCGCUUCGCGCUGAACGAGAAGGCCGCGGGCAGGAAAAAGGCCAUUGGCGCCGUCAUCACGCAGAACGGCAACGCCUACACCGAAGGGUUGGGCGGCGACUUCUGGGCGCCCAUCAAGGCCUACUGGCAGUCGGGCCCGACCAAGGACGCGGACCCUGCGACGCGCGCCGCCCUCGGCGAGGCUGCGCUCGCGCUGCCCUUUACGCGCUUCCAGUACGUCGAGGGCGCGCCCAACGGCGGCCGCGACGUGCCGCCCGAGACGUACCACCUCGACCAGGCGCUGCUGGAGCGGCCGGGCAUCAAGGACCACCAGCUGGACCUGUUCUACGACUACCAGACCAACGUGGCCUUGUAUCCGAAGAUCCAGGAAUUGCUGCGGGUGGCGGACACGCCCGUGCUGGCGCUCUGGGGCCAGAACGACCCGUGCUUCAUUGCGCCAGGUGCCGAGGCGUUUCGCCGCGACGUGAAGCGGUUCGAGCUGCAGUGGCUCAAGACGGGCCACUUUGCCCUUGAGACGAAUGAGCCGGUCGCCGCCGAGGCAAUUGACAACUUCUUGAAGAAGUACAAGGUCUUUUGA
Messenger RNA from Sporothrix brasiliensis 5110, 960 nucleotides. RefSeq names its product hydrolase. The transcript has a single exon. The record is from RefSeq and is a predicted model, not a curated record. Lineage: Eukaryota; Fungi; Ascomycota; Sordariomycetes; Ophiostomatales; Ophiostomataceae. Bases 1 to 960 code for a protein of 319 amino acids. Gene Ontology annotation, molecular function: epoxide hydrolase activity.